Molecule: messenger RNA, 3064 nt
Organism: Dendronephthya gigantea
Lineage: Eukaryota; Metazoa; Cnidaria; Anthozoa; Malacalcyonacea; Nephtheidae
Exons: 6
Coding region: 355-2331 (658 amino acids)
Source: RefSeq, a predicted model, not a curated record
CAUCGAUGCAUGUCUAAAAGCGUAAAAUCGACAGGUGUCCAUUGCGCCUCGUGUGCUCUUAAUAUGUAACCUGCUUUGCCACCAGCGUACGCGGUAUGUCAGUAGCAGGUCAAAACCUGCAAGUUUGUCGUUUAAGCGCCUAAAUUUUACCGCGAUAAACAGAGUUGGAAGGCCAGGAAAGCUGCGAAACGACAUUCUAACCGCCGUUGGCUUUGAAAUAUAUUUCAAAUCCGGAAUCCCGUUUCGAAAAUCAACGUUCGCUGAGGGUUUUAUCCGCAAGGUUGUAAAACGACGUUAGGUUUGAUCGGACACUCGCGUAGGCAAGUACGGGUGGAAAACACAGACUCUCGCAACAUGGAAACGGAAAGAUUGAUAAAGGAUUACGAGCAUCAGGAAAGAAAACGCAAGGGUGCACACUUGGAGGCGAUAUUCGAUAAGGCUGUCAAGAAACCCAGCCAAGUUACGAACGAAAAUAACAACAAGGACAGGCCGGUAAAUAAAUACUCCAUGGAAUUGGCGUCCAUGAGCAGCCCCGAAAUCCCUCCUCAUACGAGCGCGUUGGAAAUUGCUGGAAAAUCGCCUGUCAACCCUACAAACCUUUUGGAAAAUAGUGUAAACGCGUUGGUAAUCAGUGCUAGCGAAUCUCUUGGGAACACCGGAAAUCCCAUGGGAAACACCCGAUGCUCCCCCACGAAUAGCAGAAGUCCCUCGGGUGUCGGUGUAAGUCCGUCAAGGAGUGCAAGGGGUUCUAUGGAGAAUCGUAUGGAACAUUCUAUGAACUCCUCGGGGAUUUCUCGAAAUCCUUUGGAAAAAUCGCGCAAUUCCUCGGAGAAUACACCACGCAAUGUUGCAUACCAUGACGACCGUGAUUCGAGUUGUACGACGCGAGAAGCGAGGGACGAGACCUCAGAUAAGCAGGUCAAAGAAAUGAAUGGUGGCCAUUACCCUGGGUUUAAGCCCAUUGCACCGUCUAAUACGGACUUUAAUGCUACCAAAGAAGCUGGGAUUUCCGAGUUUCAACCAACUGUCACCGUGAAACAGGAAAAGCCCGAUGAAGCAACUCCGGUCCAAGUGAUGCCCGUUCAGAACAAACUGGUCGAGAAAAGCUCUGGUCGGGUAGACAAUGCAGAUAUCGGUGAAGACUGUUUAAAGUUUUUGUUGUUUUCAGGAAAACUGUAUCAUUGUGAAAGAAUAUCAGAUCUCACUCACAGUUUUUCAAGAUUUAUUGGCGACAGUGUUCUGGGAAGAAAAGGUAAGGUCGUGGUUCUACUUCUCUUUCAUAAAACGCUACACGAAGUACUAAACUACGUAGUGGGCGUGGUGGAUCACUAUACCCUGGAAGAACACAAUAUCAUCAUCAAAAUCAUUAAACAUCACUCCUAUCCAACGACGACCUCGAUUUCCACAAAGGAGGUGCAGAAAAGCACAUCAAAACUCGUGGUUGGAACAAAGAAGCUCCUCUACAACCUUCAGUCACUACACGGGCCUGUUUAUGGGGAACUUGUGAAAAUUUUAGACGGUUUUGGGGCAAACUCUGCUGUGGAUCAUGCGAAAAUAAGCGAAUUUAACGCCAUGGUUAAUGCAAAUGCCGAUAGAAUGGAUGGCCAAAUCUCGAACAUUCUCGGCAAGGGAGCAAUGUCGUAUAGGAGCAGUUAUACCAAUAGGAAUUUUGUCCCUGUGACUUACAGUCCUAUUGCAUCUAGGCUACCUCAAAGCAAUCCUAGGUACAGCCCCCUGGCAAAUCAAAUUAGUAAUACUACUCGGUAUUCACCUGAAAAAUCGCACGGGGGGUCGACGCACGGAAUCUCACACGAUAGAUCGAAGACGUCUGAAGUGGAAAUCGACAGCGGUUACCAAAGAAGAGUGAACACGUCAUACUUUAGAGACGGGCAUCACGUGAACACUGUGUCGGCCAAUCAGACUGUUCGGAUCACUCCUCGAACAGCCAGCAGCAAUGUCGAUCAGUUGCGAAGCGUAGCGGCGAUGCCUGUUGUGCCAAGUGCUCGAUUUCGUUCGGCGCUAGAAGAUGGAAGUCUUGUCUCGCAGCGACGAAAUGUUGAAGAUCUCCAAACUGUGGCAGAAUUAUGCAAAGAAAAAAUGAAACGGGAUAUGGCUGAACAAGAAUUGAAAUCCAUCAAAGCUGCCUUUGAGGAAUUCAAAUCACAGAUGCAGCAGCAUCUUUCCCAAGUUGAGGAACGCAUGGUUUUGCUUGAAGCUGAGAACCGAACACUCAAAGGUAAACUUUCAAACAUGCACCAAAAUAAUGGUUUUGCUGAAAAGAAAUACCACGAAUUACGCAGUCAACUUGAAGAGCUUUUGAAAUCGACAUAAAGAACUUAAUUAGGGACAUUGAUUCAGGAAUCCUGGAGUAGAUCCCUGCUAAAAGUUGUAAAAAUAUAGUAUAUUAAAUGCAGGUAUAUUGUACUCUUUUUCGUUUGGGUAAAACUUUAUAAACUGGCACAAAGCGCCAACCCGAUUAAUUCAUCAGAUUUAAUAUUGCUUUAAAAGCGCCAGUUCUAACAAUAUUUAGUGACAUAAUUUUUCAAUUAUGAUCUACGAUUCAAUGCAGCUGGUUAUAGGCGUUGUAUACAACUGGCCGCAAGACAAGUGCCAACUUAGUUGACUUCUUUCUUGUUUAUUUUGUAACUGUUCACGAUGUUUACGCAUCAUUGGCAUUGCGCAGCUGGCAAUUAAAAUACAACAGCUCCACAACAAUAGUGAAAGAGUUAUUUAAAACAUUUCUUGAAACCAAGAUGGCAGCCAUUCAAACCACUUAUUUUAAAUGCACUGUGUCUAAAACUCAAUUGCAAUGGUACGUACAUUGUACAUAGAAUAUAAAUAUACACAUGAAUCAGGUUUAUAAAAUCAUUUUUAUGAAUUGCAUCCAGCACAGAUGUGGUGAAAAUUGUUUUUGAAGACACCUGUGCAUCGUUUGUCAGCAGCAGUUUGGCGGGUAGAAGUGAAACCAACAAUGUGGGAUUUUAACGGUUUAAGAUUUGAAUGGAUUUAGAAAUAGGUUCAGAAAUAGGAUAUUAAUAGCAGUUCGCAUUGUAUAUUUGCAACA